AUGUAUCUACAAGUCAAAGUUACAAACGAAGAUAGCAAGCUCAUCCGUAUGUUGUGGCAGGAAGCAGGAUAUCCUCUCGCAGAGUAUGGAAUGAAUACCAUUACGUUCGGAACCACAUGCGCCCCUUUUUUGGCUACUCGGACGUUACAACAGUUGGCAGAAGACGACGGUGAGAAAUACCCACUUGCCAAGCAGGCAGUUAAGGAUUUUUACAUUGACGAUUGUUUAACGGGUGCUGAUACGGUGGAAGAAGCAAAGGAAAAGCGGCAGCAGCUGACUUCUUUGAUGCACGGUGGAGGAUUCCCAAUCCGAAAAUGGGCGUCCAAUUAUCCCGAAGUUUUGGCGGAUAUACCGGCAUCAGAGAGGGCGUUAGAACCAGUUCACCAGCUAGAUCCUGAGUCAUCAUUGAAAACUCUCGGUGUUAGAUGGCAAGUACGGGAGGAUCUUUUUACCUUUGAUGUAGCGGUCGAUCUUGAGCAGCCGCAUUUCGUCAAACGUGAAGUGCUCUCAACCAUUGCAAAAAUUUUCGACCCACUCGGGUUAAUUGGCCCAGUAAUAGUCCUCGCUAAGACGUUCAUGCAGGAACUUUGGAAACUAGACAUUGACUGGGACGAACCUCUUCCGGAGAAGCUCAACCAUCGCUGGCGAAUGUAUCUGAGGUUCCUCAAGGAGGUUUGGCGAAUCAAGGUUCCCCGUCGUUGCAUUGGAAUCGACAAACCCGUACGGAUUUACCUGCAUGGAUAUUGCGAUGCUUCCGAGAUGGCAUACGGCGCCGUGCUCUACCUUCGAGCUAUUGACGCAGAAGACAAUGUGAGUUCCCGAUUACUCUGUUCAAAGACGAAGGUGGCCCCAAUCAACCGACCAACCAUUCCAAGGCUGGAAUUGUGUGCAGCGAUGCUUCUCAGCCAACUAAUCAAAACAGUAAAGGGGACUCUACGAGUGAGUAUUCAUGGUACGGUGGCGUGGAGUGAUUCUACGACUGCGCUGGCAUGGAUCGCAGGAGAUCCAACACGAUGGAAAACGUUUGUCUCUAACCGAGUGGCAGAAAUCAACAAUGUUAUCCCAUCGGUCAAUUGGAGGCAUAUUCCUGGAGAACGCAAUCCAGCUGACCUACUUAGCCGAGGAACAGCACCAUCAGUUCUCGCCACAUCUCAAUUAUGGUGGCAUGGUCCAUCUUGGACACCAAGUGAUGCUGCAGACUCCGCGAAAGUAGUGAUUACAACAUCAGAGCAACGCAUAAUCGAGAAGUAG
Messenger RNA from Topomyia yanbarensis, 1251 nucleotides. RefSeq lists its product as uncharacterized. The transcript has a single exon. The record is from RefSeq and is a predicted model, not a curated record. The coding region runs from base 1 to 1251 and encodes 416 amino acids. Lineage: Eukaryota; Metazoa; Arthropoda; Insecta; Diptera; Culicidae.